UGGCCUUUAUGCAUUCAUUCUCGCUUGAAAAAUUCAAAUUCUUUGGGCCAAUCAUCGUUAUUCAUUUAAAAAGGGAGUUGAGUGGUUCGUAUGAUGUAUACUACAAUUGCUUAAUAUUCCUUUGGUUAAGUUUUCAACUAAUCCUUUUGGAAAAAGGCCAACCUUGCAAAUCGACAACUAUUUCUCAUGAUAUUUUGAACCUUUUUCUUAUUCUCAAGAAUAUGCUACCCGAAACAAGAGAAGACCCUUUUUCUUUGUAUGGUUCACUACCAACGAGUGAAAAUCAUUCUUCAACUUUGAAUGACGCCUUGUGUAAAGAAAUAUGUUUGGAUGAUGGUAAAAACCAUCCCGACGAAUGUUCCACUUCGGCAAAAGAUAGUCAAACACUAUCAAUCGCGUUACAAGAGUUUCCAAUUCAAUCCUUACCAUGUAGUUCGUAUUCGGAUAGUUCUACCCAAUCUAUUUCUAGUUCCCAAGUGGAAUCCUCUCACAUGGAUCAUCCCAUCUAUUCCUCUUAUAGAAAAGUAAGAAGAAGGUCGAAAGGUGGUUGGACAUUAGAAGAAGAUGAGGAAUUGAAAAGACUUGUUUCUAUUUAUGGUGCACGAAAUUGGAAAAGAAUUUCCGAACACUUUGUGAAUAGAAGUGAUGUACAAUGUCUUCAUCGAUGGCAAAAGGUAUUGAAUCCUGCAUUAAACAAAGGCCCUUGGACGGAGAAAGAAGACAAUAUUAUUUGUGAAUUUGUCAAGGAACAUGGACCAACCAAAUGGAGUCAUUUAGCAAAGUUACUUCCAGGUAGAAUAGGAAAGCAGUGUAGAGAACGUUGGUUCAAUCAUCUCAAUCCAUCACUCAACAAAAAGCCAUGGACACCUGAAGAAGAAGAACGUCUUAUCAAGGCACAUGCUGUUUUAGGCAAUCGUUGGGCUGAAUUGGCAAAGCUGUUUCCUGGAAGAAAUGAUAAUGCCAUUAAAAAUCAUUGGAACUCCAAUCUUCGGAAACUAAAAACAAGAGAGAAAGGUCGACACCGAAGACGAAUGGGAACAGUCGAAGAGGAACGAGAAGAGAAGGACAAGUUCCCGUCAUUCCAUUUAGGACAAUCCAACUACGAGUAUGAUUCCAUUUCAGAGUCGAUGAAAUGGACAUCUCAGCCAUUAGAUGAUGAUGCAGUCAUAGCCCAUUCAACUGACCAAGAGAAGAAUCUUCUUGAAUCUGAUUCCUUCCAUUCUUCUUCCAUCAACUAUAUGGAGUUGCAGAUGAUUCCUAAGCUAGGCAGUUUCCAUUCUCAUCAAGACUGGAACCAAAUAGAAAAUGCACAACAAUCAUCUCCUAUUGUAAUGGACAGUCGUCCUUCCAAUAUCUUUCAAGUGGCAUCACCAACAACCAAUUUGUUCUCACCUUCAGUUCCUAUUCUAUCAUCGGAAGAUGUGUCUUCUUAUUCAAAGUCGAACGUUGAAUAUUCUUCAUUUCUCUUCUCCCAUUCAAGUCUUGACCAAAACCGCAGUUGGUUAGAAACUCCUAGUCAAACACCGAAGCAGGAUUCUUCCAAACAUAUAUCGAUAUUUCAUCAAAUACAAGACGAGGGUAAUGAAUAUUAUGCCAGAGAUACUUUUAUUGACGAUAAUUAUGAUAUGAAAGAAUCUCCUUUGAAGAGGCUCUAUCCAGAUACAUCUCCUUCUGUUUAUUUGAUAGGCUCCAGUCCGACUCGCAAGAAACCUUUAAGAGAUGCAUCAUUGGAAGAAGUCACAACACCCAAUAUGAAAAUAGCAAAAAGUCAAUCGGAUCUUCUUCGUGCUCAUUCCUUAGCCAACAACACAUUUCCUGAAGAUCAAACGGAAACUAUCUAUGCUUGUAACGACUUGGAUGAACACUCCCAACUUGAAAGAACGGAAAGUAUAGCAGUUCGAAAGUUUACUAUCGGAGGUUUGUAUUUAUCGGAUAAGAAAUGUAUUACGCCAUAUCAAAGAGCUUCUCAGUUACGGAGAACUCCUUGGAUUGUUGACGCAACUAGAACUCCUCCAAUUCUAAGAAGAAGAGGAAAGUCAUUGCCGACUAUUCAGUCUUCUUCAGUAACACCAACCAAACCCGAAUCUUUUGAUCCUUGGAAAGUUCCUACGAGUACCUGUGUAGACUUGCAAAGUACAACUCCAACAGAAUCGACUUCAAGGAUUGGCUUUUGGAAAGGUACUUCGCGUCAUUCUUCACCUUUUCCGUCAAGAACGUUAAGCCUAUUACAAGAGAGUCUAUCUCCAGAACGCUUACUUUACGACUUUACGACCUUGUUGGAUACUCCUAAGAGAGGACCAUCUUAUUUCGGAUGACUCAAAAGAUAAAAUGUACAAAGCUUCA
Messenger RNA from Galdieria sulphuraria, 2343 nucleotides. Its product is annotated as myb proto-oncogene protein. Gene Ontology annotation, molecular function: RNA polymerase II cis-regulatory region sequence-specific DNA binding; DNA-binding transcription factor activity, RNA polymerase II-specific. The record is from RefSeq and is a predicted model, not a curated record. The transcript has 3 exons. Gene Ontology annotation, cellular component: nucleus. NCBI's taxonomy places the organism in Eukaryota, Rhodophyta, Bangiophyceae, Galdieriales, Galdieriaceae. Gene Ontology annotation, biological process: regulation of DNA-templated transcription. The coding region runs from base 9 to 2315 and encodes 768 amino acids.